CGAUUGCGUAUUGUGCACAUGCGAAGUGUGUUACGCAAGAUUAUAUCCAUGUAGUUCAGCUGUAAAGUAUGACGAUUCAGUUUUAUAGCACGUUUUAUUGUAUUUCUUAUGUAAUGUAAAAAAUACCACAAGUAUUUGCAGUAAUUUAUAUUUAACCACAACAUGACGUGAAUUAAAGGAAAUUGAGGUUAUGUCAGAUUCCUAAAUAUUAUUUACAACUAAUAAAACACGAAACUAUGAUAAUGAUGCGAUUGUAUCAACAAUUAUUUGGACGUGGGAAAUGUUUAAAAUUUUACCUGCAAUUUAAUCAAAGAAAAUGUGUUGUAAACUACUCUUGCAAUACGGUUCAUACUAUGUCUUGCAUGUAUGAUAAACAUAAUUAUGAAAAUGAUAAAACACCAAAGCAAAAGAAAUUAAAGUCAAUUAAGAUCUUAUCAAAUAUAGGUGAUGAAACAACAGAAUUUGUUAAAGCAGCAAAUGUUCAGUCAAAACAAAAACUCACAUUUGAAAAAUUAGUAAAUAAUUCUCCACCUAAAAUAAAACCAUACCUGAAACUCAUAAGACUGGAUAGACCAAUAGGAUCUUGGUUAUUAUUUUGGCCAUGUGGUUGGAGUAUAGCCAUGGCAGCAGCACCAGGUGCCUUACCAGACCUUCGACUUUUAUCUCUUUUUGGAAUGGGUGCAUUCAUCAUGCGUGGAGCAGGAUGCAUCAUAAAUGAUAUGUGGGAUCAAGAUAUUGAUGGAAUGGUAGCCAGAACAAAAGAUAGACCAUUGGUUACUAGGGAAAUUUCACCCCUACAAUCAUUGAUUUUCCUUGGAAGCCAAUUAACUUUGGGAUUGCUUAUAUUGUUGCAACUAAAUCUUUAUAGUAUUAUAUUGGGUGCAAGCUCACUAGUCUUAGUAAUAGUAUAUCCAGUUAUGAAAAGAGUAACAUAUUGGCCACAAUUGAUCCUUGGUAUGACUUUUAACUGGGGUGCUCUUUUGGGUUGGUCUGCAGUGCAUGGUUCAUGUAAUUGGUCUGUAUGCUUGCCACUUUAUACUGCUGGAAUUUGUUGGACACUUUUAUAUGAUACUAUAUAUGCACAUCAGGAUAAAGUGGAUGAUGUUAUAGUAGGCAUAAAAUCAACAGCUUUAAAGUUCGGAAAUAAGACUAAACUUUAUUUAUCUGGAUUCAGCACAAUUAUGAUAACAGGGUUACUUGCAUCAGGUAUAUUAACUGCACAGACUUGGCCAUAUUACACAGCAGUAGGAUUAGUUGGUACACAUCUUGUUAAUCAGAUUUAUAGUUUGAAUAUCAACAAUCCUGCAGACUGUGCCAAAAAAUUCAUCUCUAAUCACAGGAUAGGAAUGAUUCUCUUUGCAGGAAUUAUUUUAGGGAAUCUCAUAAAAGAUACUAAAUGUAAAAAAGAUGACAAUAUCGUGCAAAAAUCAGAAAACGAAUUUACUUUUAUCAAAGAAAAGCAACAGUAGUUGCAUCGCUAUUAUAAAUGAUUAUUAAAUAUAUGAACUGAGAUACUACAGAGGCAAAUUAUAUGUAAUAGACAGAAGGCACGAGGUAAAUAACUGGCUGGUUCCAGUAAAUUAAAGAAUUACAUAGUUUUAAUUAUAUGUUAGGUGCCAUAAAACAAUUAUUAAUUACAAUCUUUACCAAGGUGUCUUUAGUAUCAUUGACAAUUCAACUCGUUGGAUUAAUUUAAAUAAAAAUAAUUUUUAUUUAAUACUAUUCCAAAUUUAUGAACUGAAAGGUACACCAAAGAUUACAGCAGUGUAGAUAGUUAAAACAGUUACUGGAACUACUGUUCUGAAAUAUUGAUUAUAAUAGACAAAAAUAUAAGUAAAUGUUUUUAUGUAUAUAGUACAUAUUGAAGGUUUAAAUGAAAUGAUAUAAUAUUAUUUAACCAAAUGAAAUCAAUUGGAAAUAAGAUUAUAUAAUGUAAUUUGGUUUUCACUAUAGUAAGUAAUUAAAUUUUCUUAUUUAUUAUUUUUAGGUCAUUUUUUAAUAAAGUAUUUGAUGUGCAUAUUUCUGAUAUUUCCAAGUGAUUUGUAGUGCUUCCUCGCUCUAGCAUCUUCAAGUCAUAUUGUUCUUGAGUUAAUAAGGAUUCCUUCAUUUUGUCUAAAAGUUUUAUAUUUGGCAGUAUUAUAGCUAAGUAACCUGCUCUAUGUGGAGGUUCCAACAAGAGCUUAGGAUUUUGUAUUAGUGCUUCAUUUACUUCUACCAAUUUGCCAAUUAUACAACAUUUUAUAACAUACGUUUUUUUGUUUGAACAAGUAAUUAUGCAAAUAUUAGAAUUCAUUUGUAAAGGUUGAGCACCAUGUUUACUUUUACCAGAAACUUUAUUCUGAACUCUAUCUAAUUUAUUGCUAACUUUGAAGUCUACUUUUAUUAUAUGUUUAUCAUCUUGAAGAAUUGCAUGACUCGGAGCAAGAGUAAGCAUGCAAAUUCGGUUACUAUGCAUUAAAAUACAAAUGUCAUCUGCGGGACUUUGUACAUCUAAUUUAUAAUAAGCCGUAAAAUAUCGAUCUGUAAUUGUAGGAAAUGAUCCAUGAUAUUUUACUCCUUCCAACAUGUCUGAAACAUCAUUGUCAGGAGGAAAUGGAAAUAAACUAUCAUCAUCAUCUUUA
Molecule: messenger RNA, 2621 nt
Organism: Bombus terrestris (buff-tailed bumblebee)
Lineage: Eukaryota; Metazoa; Arthropoda; Insecta; Hymenoptera; Apidae
Gene: Coq2
Product: 4-hydroxybenzoate polyprenyltransferase, mitochondrial
Exons: 7
Coding region: 237-1469 (410 amino acids)
Biological process (GO): ubiquinone biosynthetic process
Cellular component (GO): mitochondrial inner membrane
Source: RefSeq, a predicted model, not a curated record